AUGGUCUACCUGUCGGAUGUUCCACCAUCAUCGAAGCCAGGCGCACUGGCAAGGAGCGCAUGGAAUACGCGUGGAUGGACCCUACCGGAAUUUCUCGCCCCGAAAGUCAUCCGUUUCUAUCAAUCUGACUGGACCCCUUAUCUCAACAACCGCUCUUCCAACCAUAAGCAGUCUGUUGCGAUCAUGCAGGAGUUGGAAGAUGCUACCGGGAUAGAUGCACAAACCCUUGUCGCCUUCCGUCCAGGAAUGAUAAACGCCCUGCGAGAAAUUGCAAUGGGCGUCGACGCGUGUCACCACGGUGGAGGAAGACAUCGCCUCCCUAUCAUGUAUGGCGAGAAGAAGCAAAAGGCACUCGGGCGGCUCUUACAGGAGAUCAUCGCAGAGUCUGGGGACAUUACUGUCCUGGACUGGGUCGGAACAUCAUCUCAAUUCAACAGCUGUCUGCCUGCCGACAUCGCUUCAUACGAAGCCCCACCAUACACGCUGCCAUCUAUAUCUGAAGACGAGAUGCAGAGAUCGGUCUCGUCGCUACAAGACACUGCGGUUGUCGAGUUAGCUUUGGGAUUAUACAGCUCGCUUGACCGGCUGAGCGCUCCACAUUUUGCUCACCGUCGGCUGCAUCUGCCGUGCAUCGCAUUCCCUGUCACAGAGGUCAGGCGGAGAUCCAUUGAACCCAAGGAGACCUACUUCACGUAUAGAGUCAAAGCAAACGGGCUUCAUGACCUGAAGAUCACCACGGAGGACAGGAUCCAUCAUCAUGCAGUGAUACUCAGAACUCUCAGGCCUUAA
This is a messenger RNA of Suillus fuscotomentosus, 789 nucleotides long. RefSeq lists its product as uncharacterized. The coding region runs from base 1 to 789 and encodes 262 amino acids. Gene Ontology annotation, molecular function: DNA-binding transcription factor activity; sequence-specific DNA binding. The transcript has 2 exons. The record is from RefSeq and is a predicted model, not a curated record. Gene Ontology annotation, biological process: regulation of DNA-templated transcription. NCBI's taxonomy places the organism in Eukaryota, Fungi, Basidiomycota, Agaricomycetes, Boletales, Suillaceae.